Molecule: messenger RNA, 2246 nt
Organism: Benincasa hispida (wax gourd)
Lineage: Eukaryota; Viridiplantae; Streptophyta; Magnoliopsida; Cucurbitales; Cucurbitaceae
Product: HAD-superfamily hydrolase, subfamily IG, 5'-nucleotidase
Molecular function (GO): 5'-nucleotidase activity
Source: RefSeq, a predicted model, not a curated record
UCUUUAAGCACUCCCAAUUUUCACACGUGCUUUGUCUUCAUCUUUCUCUCUUGCCCGACUGUAAGAAAGAAAGAAAAGAAAAGAAAAAGAAAGAGAAAAGAAAAUCUUGUUUUCUGCAGAUUUUUUCGGGAAUCUGCAGGACGGUGAAAUCCUUCAUCAAUGGCCGCGGCCGCUUCUCUGGGGAACCCUGCUCUUACCAGAGUCACUUUACUUGGUCGUAUAAACAAAGAGCAGUUGUUGACUUCGCGCAGAGCUCAGAAGAUGACGCUCUGUCUGUGCGCCAUGGAUUCCAAAUCAGUAGGUGUUGGAGGUGAUGUAUUUUCUGUCACGUCGUCGGCCAAGUCCGGAGUUGAUUAUCUUGGACAGAGCACUAAAGGAGAUAUGAAUGUCAAACUCGAACAUCUUGAGGCUUUUGGCGUAGAUGGUGAAGAAACCUUAGAAGGUCCAAUCGAGGAAGUUGCGAGGUUGGAGGCACAUGAAGCGGAGGAUCUUCUUAGAGAUUUAGGAAUCCCGAGUCCUUCAUCAAGAAAUUCACCACAUGGUAUAUUUUGUAGCCGAACAUUGAAUCUUCGAUCAAUCAGUGCCAUUGGAUACGACAUGGACUACACUUUGAUGCAUUAUAAUGUCAUGGCUUGGGAGGGAAGAGCUUAUGACUACUGUAUGGAAAACUUAAGGAACAUGGGUUUCCCCGUCGAUGGACUUGCUUUUGACCCAGAUUUGGUUAUAAGAGGCCUUGUCAUAGACAAGGAGAGAGGUAACUUAGUAAAGGCUGAUCGUUUUGGUUAUAUAAAAAGAGCAAUGCAUGGAACAAAGAUGCUGUCUACUCGAGAUGUAAGUGAGAUUUAUGGGAGGGAAUUGGUGGAUCUGCGUAAGGAGAAUCGAUGGGAGUUCCUAAAUACACUAUUUUCUGUAUCAGAGGCUGUUGCUUAUAUGCAGAUGGUAGACAGAUUGGAUGAUGGAGCCAUAGGAGCAGCACUUGGUCCACUUGAUUAUAAAGGACUCUACAAGGCUGUUGGGAAAGCACUAUUCAGGGCACAUGUCGAGGGUCAGCUUAAGAGUGAGAUAAUGUCUAAUCCUGAAUUAUUUGUCGAGCCUGACCCUGUACUGCCAUUGACCCUAUUGGAUCAAAAAGAGGCUGGAAAAAAGCUUUUGCUUAUCACCAACUCGGAUUAUCAUUACACAGAUAAAAUGAUGCAGCAUUCUUUUAAUAGAUUCCUUCCAAAUGAUAUGGGAUGGCGAGAUCUAUUUGAUAUAGUAAUAGUCUCAGCAAGAAAGCCAGAAUUUUUCCAGAUGUCUCAUCCAUUGUACGAGGUGGUGACUGGCGAGGGUCUCAUGCGCCCAUGCUUCAAGGCUGUCGCAGGGGGCUUGUACUCUGGUGGCAGCGCACAAAUGGUUGAGAAUUCUUUAAACAUUCAUGGUGAUGAGAUAUUGUAUGUAGGUGAUCAUAUUUACACCGAUGUAAGCCAAUCUAAAUUACACUUGCGCUGGAGAACAGCAUUAAUUCUACGAGAAUUGGAAGAAGAGUAUAGUGCUUUGAUUCAUAGUCGUGGACAUCGAGCAUCUCUCAUUGAGCUUAUAAAUCAAAAGGAAGUCGUUGGGGAUCUAUUCAAUCAACUUCGGCUUGCUUUGCAAAGGCGUACUCAAGGUCGUCCUGCUCAAACCCUUGCAGCGACUAACUUGGAUGAUGAGGAACUCACUGAAAGCAUGCAAAAGCUGCUCAUAGUCAUGCAAAGAUUAGACCAGAAAAUUGCUCCAAUGCUAGAAGCCGAUGGAGAUCUAUUCAACAAAAGGUGGGGUUUUCUUUCCCGGGCAGGCCUAUGGGAUAAAAGCCAUUUGAUGAGACAAAUUGAGAAGUAUGCAGAUAUAUACACUUCGAGGGUUUCGAACUUCUUACACUACACGCCAUUCACGUAUUUCCGCUCGCAAGAACAGACAUUGGCUCAUGACUCGUAUUCAUUCUACUGUUCGCAUGAUGAAACCACUAUUGACAGAUAAGUCCAACCGAAGAAACUGAUAUAGCGUAUGACUAUCUCUAAAUAAGGUGAUGGAUAUAGUGGAAGGUUCAAUAAAAGAAAUGCAAAUAUUGUAUUGAUUAGUUCAGGUAUGUAAGGUGUGUUCGAGUUAGGUUAAGAUUCUCUUAAAGGACAUCAUUUUGCCUGCUGUAGAUUUGAAUAUUCUGGACUAAUCUCAAUUGUCUAAACUAAUUUCAAAAUGAUAAAUAAAUAGAUGGUCAUAUCAUUUGUGAA